AUGACAGAUUCAGAUUCCGACUCUCCGCCACCUUCUUCAUCUUCAGGCUCAUCCAUGGAAUCGGACCUUUUGCCGCAUGAAAAGAUUUUGAGCGGUGAAACAUGGCAGCAGUGCGUUCGCAGAUGCAACUAUAAAAGGUGUUCGAUGAAAGAAGCUCACGAGUAUCUUCUAGAGCAGAUCGGACUGAAAAAAGAACAAGAUGAACAAGAGGCUGGUUCUGCGGAUCUUAUAAUUGCCCAAAUCCGAUCAUCAUUCGAUCGCCCACUUCCUCCACCAUUGAGAAAUCAUCAAUUCAAACCAGAAAAUCAGGGAUUAAUUGAACAAGAGCGGGUGGAAUAUUCACCAGAGAUUUAUGAUCCAAUCCCUAUGCCUGAGCGGGACCCGAACUUGGAUAUUCAAAUGGAAGAUAUUCAAAAAGUGUAUGUCAAAAAUGCUCUCGAUACAUUGGAAGAUAUAAAACCGGAUGAUGAGGCUUGCUACUACGUGGACUUAUUGUACGCCAGAAAGGCCAGCGUAGAAUGUCGAGAUGCGGCUGAUAAACUAGAAAAUUUGAAACUUGAGAAAUUGAAACUUGUGAUUGGUUUUGAAAAAAUUCAACUACAAAUUUCCCGAAAGUUGGACGAAGAUUAUGAAACAACUAUCACAUAUGGAAGAAGUGAAGAGGGUUUACAUCUGAUGGAGUUUGAGAACACAUUCUUCCAAGAUGGGACUCAUUACAAGAUUAUGGCAGCUGUCGACUUCUUCUUCUUCCUCAGAAUCCCUGGACAAUUCCUUAAUCAGAUCUCCAUCGAAUUCGAGGAGUACCGAUCUGAACAACAACCUCCUCAAUUCAUAGAUAUGUCGAUUCUCGGUGUCAUCGCUAAACUGUUCAAGGAAAGACUUGGCGAUCGUAAGAUCCUUGUGAGAAAUUUCAAGUAUAUGUUCAACAGGGGAGAUGAUUAUCUUGAACCAAAAAAGAGCUACUUCCAUGAAUUUCUACAAGUUCUGUGGCCCCAAAAACUUCGUCAUCUUGUACUUCGAAUGUGGGAUGAUAAAGAAGUUCUUGCAAGUGGAUCCUACGACCCAGUGAUUCUAAAUUGGCCUCGAUAUUCAGUGGCGUCAAGUUUGGAACAAUGGAGAGAUGCAAGAACUCUUGAUAUUUGUGACCCACUUAUGUGCAAGUACUGGAUAAGUCUUCUUGAAAUCCGCAAUAUCAAAGUGCUGUCGAUGACGGCUGCAGACUUGAAGAAGGCUCAAAGUGUUUCGAGAAAUUACACAAUAACUCUCACAGAGCCAUUGAGAAUUGAAGAUGUGAAAGAGGCAUUCAAGGGUGCUUCGGAACAUUCGACAAGGAUCCCGAAUCUCCUGAAUUUGGUUUUCCAUUGA
Caenorhabditis briggsae is the source of this 1365-nucleotide messenger RNA. The record is from RefSeq and is a predicted model, not a curated record. NCBI's taxonomy places the organism in Eukaryota, Metazoa, Nematoda, Chromadorea, Rhabditida, Rhabditidae. The transcript has 4 exons. The coding region runs from base 1 to 1365 and encodes 454 amino acids.